Messenger RNA from Lodderomyces theae, 1011 nucleotides. RefSeq lists its product as uncharacterized. The record is from RefSeq and is a predicted model, not a curated record. Gene Ontology annotation, molecular function: rRNA (uridine-2'-O-ribose)-methyltransferase activity. Gene Ontology annotation, cellular component: mitochondrion. The coding region runs from base 1 to 1011 and encodes 336 amino acids. Lineage: Eukaryota; Fungi; Ascomycota; Pichiomycetes; Serinales; Debaryomycetaceae. Gene Ontology annotation, biological process: RNA methylation. The transcript has a single exon.
AUGUUAUACACCAAGCAAGCACAUCAUGCGGAAUUAUUCACACGUUCACUACUACUGGGUAGCUCAGUGAUCUAUCAGGUACCAUCAUCACCUGCAGCCAAUCUCAAGUGGAAGUCUACCACCACCACCACCACCAAGCCUCAACCUCCAUACAAGCAAUUCAACAAAUUAAAGAAACUCUCCCGAAAAGAAGAAGCUGAACAACAGGCCAUAGCUGCACGUAACAGCCUUCAGCAUCUUGAUUUGAAAUACGACAUACUCACUCCUUCAACCAAGAAAGUUCUUGAUAUUGGAUUUGCUCCUGGACAUUGGAUGUCAUACAUUGUUGAUCGAAUAAGUCAAUUACACAAUGUCGAAAGUACCAAAUUGCACACAGUGGGAGUUCACAUUCUUGGAUUCGAUAUCUUAUUCAAAAGCCCACCAUUGGGAACCAGUUCCAUCCAAGGCAACAUCUUUUCAAAACUAAGCCAUGAAAAUGUCAUUAACCAUUUCAAGGAGAUUGCAAACAAACAAACUCAGCUGCAGCUCACACCUCACAUCGAUGAUGAUAUCGAUCACAAGUCAUAUUUCGCUCAAGAGAUUGACGAAUCGCAAUUGAUCAAACGAAUGAAGGGGCUAUCUAUCUCAAAUGGGAAUGUAUCAAGAACACUGGAAAUCAAUUGGAAGGUGGAUCUAAUAGUCAGCGAAUUAUCGCGUCCCGGCAAACAACAAAGUGGGUUUUACGAUUACACAGAGACCAAUCCGUACCUUAGGUACAACAACAACAAGGGUUUGAACCACUCAAUUGUCAACCCAAAAAAGGGCAAUUUGGAUUUAGCUGAUGGUGCAAUUAUGCUCAUGUCAAAAACAUUGAAACUGGGUGGGAAAUUUAUACUAAAAUUAACAAACAUUGAUAAUGACGAUGGGGAGAUUGCGGCGAUGAAACAAAGACUACAGGCGGUGUUUUUCAACGUGCAUGAAAUAAAUCUAAUGCAAGAUUGCAUCUUUGUAUGCCUAGAUAAAAGAGAAUAA